Molecule: messenger RNA, 666 nt
Organism: Syzygium oleosum
Lineage: Eukaryota; Viridiplantae; Streptophyta; Magnoliopsida; Myrtales; Myrtaceae
Exons: 2
Coding region: 126-650 (174 amino acids)
Source: RefSeq, a predicted model, not a curated record
UCUCUCUCCAAAAAUAUCCGAAGACUUAACUCGGAAGGCACCGCGCUCUCUCCAGCGCGCCUCCUCCCCCCCCCCAAACGCCCCCGUCCGACGGGGUAGGGGCCGCGCUCCGCCGUCUCUCCACCAUGUCGGGUGCCCGCGCGCCGCCGCCGCCGCCGCCGGACGAACUAUCGUUCCUGGCCACGCCGCAUCCAACUCUCCUGGCGGGACGCUCGUCGUCCCUGUACAAGCAGCGAUCGUGGUCGCCGGACAUGUGCCGCGAGGAGGCGUGGCUCCGCCGCAAGGGGAACAGCAAGAACCGCCGCCUCCGCAGCAGGAGCGUCACGGACGACGACCUCGACGAGCUGAAGGCGUGCAUCGAGCUGGGCUUCGGGUUCGACUCGCCGGAGGCGGAUCGGCACCUGUCGGACACCUUGCCGGCCCUGGAGCUCUACUACGCCGUCAAUAAGCAGUACACCGGCGGCGUAUCGAAGCCGGAGGCCGCGUCGCCGACCGUCCCCCGCUGUGAUGCUCCUCCUCCUCCUGCUCCUCCCGUCGGAAGCCCGCAGAGCAAUAUAUUCAGUCGCGGCGAUGACCCUCAGGUGGUGAAGACGAGGCUGAGGCAGUGGGCGCAGGUGGUGGCUUGCUCGGUGAGGCAAUCGACUUGCUGAGCCCCUGGUCGGUCGG